UGUCGUUGUUGGCUGGGCUUGUGAUAGGAGGAAGUCAGAUAAAAGAGAACGAAAUUUAUUCACAAUCUUGUCGGUGAAUCCAAAGAACGCGAUUUAAUUCCGCAAAUGUUUAGACUGGUGUGUGGUUGGUUUUAUCAGCGAUGUUGCGGAAUUCCGAUUUAAGUGAGUCUUGCUAUUUCUCAGCCACUGUCAUUGGUAAAAGGUUUUGGCUGAUGCGGACUUCAUUUAUGUGAAAGAGAAAACUGGAUGGAAAUUGUGUUUGGGAGAGUACAUGUAGCUAGUUUUAUCCUUCUGACGUAAGCCAGUGCAAAUGUUGUCACACGUGUCAUGGAGAACUGUGCAAGUGAUACCUGGAACAAUCACUUUGUAAUCCGAUCAACAAUGUAAAUUUAAACAUCCGGUGAGAAAGUGAGAAAGAAAAAAAAAAAAAAAGGAAAAAGCAAAAACGAAAGGAAAACCCAGCAAAACCUCCACCUCAUUUGCCUUUUGGGUCAGUGAGAUUAACAUGGAAGAUCCUUACCAUCCAAAUCAGUCUGUUUACAACUUCUUACCCGAUGCAUUAGCUGCACAUACUUCACGAUACAGUCAUGGCAGCACCAGUUCUGACAGCUCGGAUAGUGAUAUCGUGUCGGUUAUUGAGCGGGAACAAGAUGAUAUCGAGCGCCUGGACAGCGUGUAUGCACGAGCCUUGCAGCUGAGGGAACUCCGUGCCCGAAACUUCGACGACAACAACAUGGACUUAGCGCUGGAGCCGGAGUGGCCGGAAUUCUUGGACCAAAUUUUAAUGUUGGAUAUGAUGGAUCCGUCGGAUAGUGAAGAUCCUGAUGACCCAUCUCCUCCGGAUAUCCCAACAUAUCCAGUUGGCCCGCAGGUUCAGUCAGUUGAAUGUGCCAUAUGUUGUGUGUUUGAUAAUAUGACCCUACGCCCUUGCUGUCAACUCGCCGUUUGUUCAGACUGCUUGUCACAGUAUCUGGCCACCCAGGUGAACCAAGCUAAUGUACGUAUUGAGUGUUUAAGUCUUGAGUGUUCCUCAUACAUCCAUAGGGAUGAAGUCCUAGCGAAACUUGAGCCAAGCACCAAAGAAAAAUACUACAAGUUCCUUGUGGAUGCCAACCAAGAUCCGCAUUUCAAGACCUGUCCAAGGUGUUCCCACGUGAUGAAGCUGAGCGAGGAGAACACAAAAUCACUUAAGUCAGCGUCAAAGGGGCUGAAGGUGAGCUGUGAAGACUGCAGCUUGGUGUGGUGUUUCCCUUGCCAGGCUCCCUGGCACGAGGGCAUCCUAUGUAAAGAGUUCCGCAAGGGAGAUAAACUACUGCGAGCUUGGGCAAAAGAACUCAGAGCAGGCCAGCACAACGCUCAACGGUGUCCAAGAUGUAAGAUCUACAUACAGAGGGCUGCUGGCUGUGAUCACAUGAUCUGCUCUCGCUGUAAGACCAACUUCUGCUAUCGGUGCGGUGAGAGAUUUCGUCACAUCAAAUUUAUCGGGGAUCAUUACAGUCGUUUGAGUGUCUUCGGCUGUCGAUAUCGCUUUCUGCCCGAUCGCCCAGUGAAGAGGAAAUUGAUACGUGGCGCCAUUCUGGGUGGAAAGCUUCUUGUGGCACCUGUUGUAGCAGGUCUAGCUGUGGGUGGAGCUGCACUGUUCCUUGGGUUUGGAACGAUUGCGGCGCCUUUCUAUGGUGGAUACAAGCUGCACAAGCGUCUGAAGCUAAGAAAACAGCGGGAACGUCGUCGGCGCAUGGAACAAGAGCAGCGCUUCCCCAGGAAUGUGUAUCUUUUUCCGGAACAGCACACGUUGUUCCCGGACUACAUGACGGCAGAUGAUUUGGAUGUUGUUAUCCGGCGAGGCAUACUAGCCCGCAACGGUAGCAUGCAGCGGUUCUUGUCGGGCACAAAUGACUUGCCACCAGUGCACCUGCCAGUGUCACGAUUUUCUGAGAAUGUCAUGCACCGACGUGAUUUGACAGCUGAGACAGCGCUGAACGGAGUGCUUCCUACUGUGUCUGCGAGAGUUGAUGAGAAAGAAGUGAACGUGGAAGUUCUCCCGUCAGACGGCAAUCCCACACCGGGUAACAGCAGAGGUGAGGUGCUGAAUAAACGAGCCGUCACUACAGCGCGAAUUAUGCGCCCUAAUCCUGCUGGUGAAGCAGACCUUGAGUAUACGAUGGAAGUGCUAAAUGUUGUUACACGAUAUAUCGACGACAAGAGUGACGAGGAAGACACAGACACCAAGCAUAGCAACUCUUCGUGGCGAAAGGAUGAUACAGCGAAUAUAAAAGGGGCAAUACAGCUGACGAAAAAUAAACCUGACAAUACUAUCGAGAGCUCUGUUGACCAAAUUCCAACAACUAAAAUUCAGUCUGGUGAAGCAACGAUGUCUGCCAAAGGUAAAUCCAUCUGUCGCAAAAUAGAAAAGGUACAGUUUGCUAAAGAAUUGGAGAAGACGACACUGGAAGCUGAAGUUUUGACCAACAACAACAUUUUGUCAGUGAAAAACAGUGCCAAGGAAGGAGAAGGGAAAGGCAUUGCUCAUGUACCAUGGUUGAACAUCGUCUGCGGUAAAAUGUCGAAGGAAAAGGAGCUGCCACCCAAAAAGACGAGCUUAGCAGAAAAGUGCCCGAUCAAAAGCACGAAAGAUGUUGAUGGAAAAUCUGAAGGAAAGAAUGAGAUGCAGGACGAAUUGGAUCUAUGUGUGAAUGUUUCCCCGCUGUCUACAUCUGAAACAGUCAACCUGGACGUCAAGCAGAAAAGUUUGAAACCAGCAAGUGACUGCAAGUCAUACGAUCUUGGGGCUUUUGGACCAGAAUCAGAUGAUGGAGAUGAUUUCUCUGUGAGUUCUGCCAGUGAAUGUCCACCUCAACCUUCCUCGACCAGCUAUUUUAAUGCUGCGGGGCACUGCCUGGAAUUCAUAGAUGAAGAGUAUGUGUCACAGCAGUCUGAGAUAACUUGUUUGUAGGCUGACGAAGGGAGAUGACCAGCCCUCCUCUGUCCAUCCCAUCCCCAGUUAUCUGCCCUUGGUGAAAUUGUGGUUGUUUUUUUUUUUUACAUAAAACGGUUCAGUUUUCUGGGAAGAUUUAUGUGUUGUUAUGAGCACGAAGUUUCAUUAAUGAAAUACACAUGUAGUAAAAAAUUGUCACUUUUGAAAUAAGAAUGCUUGAAGGAAAGCAUUUUGAUAUAUAUAUAUUUGCUCUUACCCCUGUCAGUGGUUGGAAACCAGGAGACAAACUGUUGAAACAAGUUUACAGGAGAAACUUACUGGAGUUGACGCUAGAAACUGGCAUGUGAUUAUGUACAACUUGACAACUUGUGAAUUUGACAAAUUAUUCCAAAAAUAUUAACAGUACAUAGAUAGCAACGUGAUGUUUGUUAUAAUGAAGGAACAGUGUGAUCCAACAUUAUCAUGUCAUAUGCGUGUACGUACUGUAUAAUUCAUAUAUGUGUAGUAUUUACUUUGCAGUAAUUCUUUUUUUGACUGCAUAUAGUACCUGUACAUUGCAUCUAGAUACAUACAUGUAUAUAUGUACAGCCUAGAAAUGAAAGUGAAAGUAAAUCUGUAUGUAAAUCCGCAUCUUUGACAUGCUAGGAUGCCGAGUGGAAAUAUCAAACCAUGCAUGGAUUAUAACAAGUCAGUGGAAAGAUGUCAAAAAACAUAUGUAACUGUAAGAAAACUUAUCAAUUUUUACUUGUUUUUGUUUGUACACAUGUAUAACACCUUUUCUGAUACAAAAUACGGCAUCACUGGAAUGAUCUCUAGACGUUCCCAGCUUUGCCAUCAUUGUUGUCUACAAUGCAUGGGUGUCACAAGGGUCGACAGUGUGAUAGUGUGUGCUAAAAUCAGCUGGUACUCAUUUACAUAUUUCUUUAGCAAAUAUUUUUACAAAGCUGUUGGAUUAUUCCUCACUGUGUGGGACAAAGUCGUGCAUGUAUACCGGUUAGGGUGAAACAAGUUUUAUUUAUGUAAAAUACAAAACUGUUCAACCAAUAAGAGGAUGUGUGCGAAAUUCAAAUCCAGUGUAAUUAUACGAAAACACCAUGUGUAUGGACCUUAGUCAUUGUUAUGGC
Messenger RNA from Liolophura sinensis, 4059 nucleotides. RefSeq lists its product as uncharacterized. The transcript has 3 exons. NCBI's taxonomy places the organism in Eukaryota, Metazoa, Mollusca, Polyplacophora, Chitonida, Chitonidae. Gene Ontology annotation, biological process: protein ubiquitination. Gene Ontology annotation, molecular function: zinc ion binding; ubiquitin-protein transferase activity. The coding region runs from base 506 to 2953 and encodes 815 amino acids. The record is from RefSeq and is a predicted model, not a curated record.